CCUUCUGCCGGCGCUUCACAUAGUGAGACUGACUCCGGUCUGAUUUACACUGAGAAGCGGCGUUUAAGUAGACAGCUGGGAACAACAUGGGCAUCAAAUUCUUGGAGGUGAUAAAGCCGUUCUGUGCAGUGCUGCCAGAGAUCCAAAAACCAGAAAGAAAGAUCCAGUUCAGAGAAAAGGUGUUAUGGACUGCCAUCACUCUUUUCAUCUUUCUGGUGUGUUGCCAGAUUCCCCUAUUUGGCAUCAUGUCCUCAGACUCUGCAGAUCCCUUCUACUGGAUGAGAGUAAUUCUGGCUUCAAACAGAGGUACUCUGAUGGAGCUGGGUAUCUCGCCUAUCGUCACCUCAGGCCUGAUAAUGCAGCUGCUUGCUGGAGCGAAGAUCAUUGAAGUCGGAGACACACCAAAGGACAGAGCUCUCUUCAAUGGAGCUCAGAAAUUAUUUGGGAUGAUCAUCACCAUUGGCCAGGCUAUUGUAUACGUGAUGACUGGCAUGUAUGGAGAUCCGUCAGAGAUGGGUGCAGGAAUCUGCCUGCUCAUCAUCAUUCAGCUGUUUGUGGCAGGUCUGAUUGUGCUUUUGCUGGAUGAGCUGCUUCAAAAGGGCUAUGGUCUCGGUUCAGGGAUCUCACUGUUCAUUGCUACAAACAUCUGUGAGACAAUCGUCUGGAAGGCCUUCAGCCCCACCACUGUGAACACCGGAAGAGGUACGGAGUUUGAGGGAGCAAUCAUUGCUCUUUUCCAUCUGCUUGCUACAAGGACAGACAAAGUGCGAGCUCUGAGAGAGGCCUUCUACAGACAGAACCUGCCCAACCUCAUGAACCUCAUCGCCACAGUGUUUGUUUUUGCUGUAGUGAUAUACUUUCAGGGAUUCAGGGUGGAUCUGCCCAUCAAAUCAGCUCGCUAUCGCGGCCAGUACAACACCUACCCCAUCAAGCUGUUCUACACCUCCAACAUUCCCAUCAUCCUGCAGUCUGCCUUAGUCUCCAACUUGUACGUUAUCUCCCAAAUGCUUUCCACGCGCUUCAGUGGCAAUUUCCUGGUUAAUCUGCUCGGAACGUGGUCUGACACGUCGUCUGGUGGCCCAGCACGUGCCUACCCUGUCGGUGGACUCUGUUACUACCUCUCCCCUCCUGAGUCAUUCGGCUCUGUUCUAGAGGAUCCGGUCCACGCAGUCAUCUACAUUGUCUUCAUGCUCGGCUCGUGUGCCUUCUUCUCCAAAACCUGGAUCGAAGUCUCCGGCUCCUCUGCUAAAGACGUGGCAAAACAGCUGAAGGAGCAGCAGAUGGUGAUGAGGGGACACAGAGAAACCUCAAUGGUCCAUGAACUGAACAGGUACAUUCCCACUGCUGCUGCCUUUGGUGGUCUGUGUAUCGGUGGGUUGUCGGUGAUGGCUGACUUCCUUGGAGCCAUCGGCUCCGGUACCGGUAUCCUGCUAGCCGUCACCAUCAUCUACCAAUACUUUGAGAUCUUUGUGAAAGAACAGAGCGAAGUAGGAAGCAUGGGAGCCCUGCUCUUCUAGAAAAGCCAUCAUCCUCCCACUGUCUACCAACUUUUAUUAGGGUCACCAACCUUGCAUUUAUUUUACGUCCAUGUGAAGCCCCUGCAUCAUCAGCUCUGCGAUUUCAGGACGUUUGAGGAACCUUCAGGAAUCUCAGCUGAAAUAGGAUGCUGCGAGGUGGGGGACUACAUGCUGACAUUCUCAUCAUUCGCUCCCCCACAUAUCAUCCAAAGUGACACAAAGACCAUCACUUCAGCCAUACUUCAUCAGAUUUUCUACCUGACAAGAGAUUACAGCUCUGCAAGAUUUACUUAAAGGUUUCUUGCAGGAGUUUGGUCUUUUUUUUUUUUUCAGACUGAGAAGCGAGCGCUUCAGUAUGCAGGCAUACUUGAUUUGGAUUAUGGCGGUCAACUGCCUGCUGUGUGCUUAGUGUUAUCCUAGGUUCUACUUUUACUUUCAGCUUUAUUUUAUUUUUCUGUUAACCUGCCAUUCAUGUGAAGGUGUGGACCAGAAGCUGAACUGUCAGACGCUGAGUCAAGUACUGUAAAUGUUCUGGAUUUGUGACCCUGUAUUAUUUGUUCAGGGUUCUGUAAGAAGAGGAUGUGGAGCUCAUAUUGGGUUCCAGCUUCAAAAGAUAAUUUUUGAACAGUCAUCCAGUAAACCAUUCAAAACAAGGGUGCUUGUUGUUUUGAUGUAUAGCAUUCCCAGGGAGCUGCAGUAUUAACUCACAGUCACAUUCAUUCUUAUUGCCCACCUAAGAGCUUUUUUGUUUUUUUAAUUGUCUGCUCUAUGUAUACUUUCACUAAUGAUGUUUUCAGAGAAACUCUGAUCUCCUGUACAUAGGCCAUUCAUUAAAUAACUUUGAAUUUGUCUUAAGUGUAAGAUAAAGUCUUUGAAUAUGUAAAGAUAAAUGCAUUUCAGAACAAACUUAUAUAAAGAAACAUUCUCAAUAAAAACUUUUUUGGAAAAAGUC
Messenger RNA from Stegastes partitus (bicolor damselfish), 2469 nucleotides. RefSeq names its product protein transport protein Sec61 subunit alpha-like 1. Gene Ontology annotation, cellular component: membrane. Lineage: Eukaryota; Metazoa; Chordata; Actinopteri; Pomacentridae. Gene Ontology annotation, biological process: protein transport. The record is from RefSeq and is a predicted model, not a curated record. The transcript is spliced from 12 exons. Bases 87 to 1517 code for a protein of 476 amino acids.